AUGGCUACAAUCACUUUGAACGACGGAAACAAAAUGCCCCAGGUCGGCUUCGGCUGCUGGAAGGUCGACAAGGAGACCUGCGCCGACCAGAUCUUCAACGCCAUUGAGGUUGGCUACCGUCUUUUCGACAAUGCUCAGGACUACGGCAACGAGAAGGAGGUUGGUCAAGGUAUCAACCGUGCCUUGGACGAGGGCAUUGUUGCCCGUGACGAGCUUUUCAUUGUGUCCAAGUUGUGGAACACCAACCACGCUCCAGAGCACGUUGAGGAGGCUGUUGACAACGUCUUGAGUGACUUGAAGCUCGACUACUUGGACCUUUGGUUGAUCCACUUCCCCGUGGCCCUCAAGUACGUGCCUCCUUCCGAAAAGUACCCUGCCGGUCUCACAGGCCUCAAGGACGACAAAUUGCGUUACGAGGACGUGCCUAUCUUGGAGACCUGGAAGGCCAUGGAGGCUCUCGUCAAGAAGGGCAAGGUCAAGUCGAUCGGUAUCUCCAACUUCACCGGUGCCUUGAUUGAGGACUUGCUCAGAGGCGCCGAAAUCCCUCCUGCCGUGUUGCAGAUCGAGCACCACCCAUACUUGCAGCAGAAGAGAUUGGUGGAGUGGGUCCAGUCCAAGGGCAUUGCCAUCACCGCCUACUCCUCCUUUGGCCCCCAGUCGUUCCUUGAGUUGAACCACAAGGGCGCCCUCAAGAUUUCCGGUUUGUUCGAGCACGAGGACGUUGCUGGCAUCGCCAAGAAGCACGACAAAACCCCAGCCCAGGUAUUGUUGAGAUGGGCCACUCAGAGAGGCAUUGCCGUGAUUCCAAAGUCCAACAAGACCGAGCGUUUGGUGCAGAACUUGGGUGUCAACGACUUUACGCUUGCUGAGGAGGAGCUUGCCACUAUUGCCAAGUUGGACAUUGGCUUGCGUUUCAACGACCCAUGGGACUGGGACAAGAUUCCUCUCUUCGUGUAG
Messenger RNA from Candidozyma duobushaemuli, 957 nucleotides. RefSeq names its product trifunctional aldehyde reductase/xylose reductase/glucose 1-dehydrogenase (NADP(+)) (gene GRE3). Bases 1 to 957 code for a protein of 318 amino acids. The transcript has a single exon. The record is from RefSeq and is a predicted model, not a curated record. Gene Ontology annotation, molecular function: aldose reductase (NADPH) activity. Gene Ontology annotation, cellular component: cytosol. Lineage: Eukaryota; Fungi; Ascomycota; Pichiomycetes; Serinales; Metschnikowiaceae.